This is a messenger RNA of Aspergillus bombycis, 1218 nucleotides long. RefSeq lists its product as uncharacterized. The transcript has 3 exons. NCBI's taxonomy places the organism in Eukaryota, Fungi, Ascomycota, Eurotiomycetes, Eurotiales, Aspergillaceae. The record is from RefSeq and is a predicted model, not a curated record. Bases 1 to 1218 code for a protein of 405 amino acids.
AUGCUGCUAAAUAGAAUAACAACCGGAUGCGCGGCAAUUAUUGCCAUCAGCAUUGGCUUGACUCAUGCCACCGUACUCGAUAUCCCUGGCAUAUUCCCGGCCAUCUCUAACGUGGCCCCAUUCGAGUCCAUCGACACGGCACAGUAUUUCAAAAGAAACCCUGGAGACUUUGUCCAUCCCGGGAUUUGGCAUACACACGAGGACCUCGAGCGCAUGCGGGACAAUGUGCUUCGUAACGAAGACCCCUGGGCAUCGGCGUACCAACGCUUCCGCGCCGACCAGUACUCUCUUGCCAAUUACACGAUGGAGGGACCCGCCGCUGUGAUUUCCCGGGGUAAAAUCAGUAACUACUCCUCGUUUGCGCAUGACGCGCGAGCCGCAUGGCAGAACGCCCUGAUGUGGUAUAUCACCCGGGACCAAACGCAUUGGGGCCGCAGCACCAGCAUCCUGGACGCGUGGGGGUCGAAUCUGACGGAUAUUGUCGGUAUUGACCGGUCGCUGCUGAUUGGACUGGACGGGGACCUGUUUGUCAACGCAGCUGAGAUCAUGCGAUGGGAAGGGAAUUGGACGGAGUCCGGUAGUAGAUGGCAGGGGGGCAAUGGGUUCAGCAAUCAGCUGUACUGGCUGUUCUCCCGACAGUCCGUCGCCAUUGGGCAGGCGAACUACGGAAUGGCCAGCAUUAAGGCCUUGAUGAGCUUCGCGGUGUAUCUGGACGAUGUACAAUUGUAUAAUUAUGCCGUUCAUGCGUUCAUCCAUGAUCGUUGCGCCGGGUUAUUGGCCAUGUAUCAUCCCAAGACGGGGCAGUCGGUGGAAGCGGGGCGUGAUCAAGGCCACACCAUGUCGGGCAUCGGGUGGACGGCGUAUGGCGCUCGUGUUGGGCGAAGCCAAGGCAGCGAUCUUUAUAGUCUCGGGGGUGGCUUGUUACUCCGAGCGGCCGAGUACGCCGCGACGUAUAAUCUAAACCACACCGUCUUUUAUGACCCCCAGUGGUACCGGUGUGAAGCAGUGCUGGUCAAUGGCCCGUGGCAGAACAUAUCCGAGGCCAAUCGUGGAGUCACCAGCAAGAACCCCAUGUGGGACAUUCUAUUUUAUGAAUACGUGGUGACGCGGGGAAAUGACGGGCCCUGGACCACAGCCGCAAAGGAGGCCCAGGGGUUCGCCGGUGGAGUUUCCUCCAACGACCACCCCAGCUGGGGAGAUCUGAUCUGGGCGCGGUAA